GCGCUUGUUUUCCCCCUAUUUUCUCCUCUUCCACAGCCUCCACAUGCUUCCUCCACUCACCACAGACGGCAUGGAGUGACUUCUCCAACACGGCACUCGUCUCGCUCAUCUUGGCGACGUAAAACACAGAUGGAUUUGGAGGAGGCGAGGACCAAGACAAGAGGAGAGGAGGAGGAGGAGGAAGAGGAGGAGGGAAGACAACACAAGAAGAGAAGGAGAAUGAUGGAAGAGGAAACCAAACCAGAGGAAGAGAAGGAAGAAAUCAAGAGGAGGGAGGAGGAGGAGGAGGACAACUCAGCAAGAAUGAAGGAAGUGGAGGAAGUAGAAAAGAGGAUGAAAGAAGAAGAAGAGAAGGUAAAGAAUGAGGAAGAGGAAGGAAAGGAGGAAAAUAAAAGAAAAGCAAACAAAGGGGAAAAGAAAAACAUCGGCAAGAAAGAGAAAACGCAAGAAAAUGAAGAAAAAAUGGAAAAAGAAGAGGAAGACACACAAACGCACGCACACACACCACCUGACCAUACAGACACCAAACAAACAUCCCCGGCACCAACAAACGCACAAACUCUGUCCAAACGUCAACUCAAGAAGCAACUCAAACGCGCUCGCUGGCUGGAGACGAAAGAAGCAAGGAAAAAACACAAACGGCAGCGUGAAAAGGAAAAGGCUAAGGAACGCAGACUCCAGCAUACCCCAGAGAAGUCCCCUCAGCUUAGCCUAGGAUUAGAAAAUAGCCCUGAACCAUCAGAUGUACCCAAUUCUUCCCCUUCUGCACUCAAAACAUUGCGCUGUAACCAAGACCCCAAAGUAGCCCAAAAUCUAGCUUCACCAGCCCAAGCAGACCCUAAUCUAGCUCCAGCACCCCCAGCCUCCUACACACCCCCAGUAAGUCGGCGAUCACUCAAAAAGCACAGUGUAAAAAUGUCAGCCAGUCCUUGCAAGUUACGUGUGGCUGUUGACUUAUCCUUAGCAGCUCUCAUGAACGACCGCAGACUAGGGCAGUGCCUUCGACAAGUUGCCCGAUGCUACAGUGCGAACCGCAGAGUGCCGGCACCCUUACAACUGUACGUAACAUCGUUUACCGGACGUGCGAAAUCUAUAAUGUCGCAACAAGCGGGUUAUGAGAACUGGGAUGUGCAUUUCCAGACCGAGAGUUACCUGAGUGAGUUCCGCCAAUCAGACAUCAUUUACCUGACAUCGGAGAGUACGCAUACCCUCCAGACCUUAGAUCAGACCAAGGUGUACAUAAUUGGUGGGUUGGUGGACCAUAACAAGCUCAAGGGCCAUUGUUACGAGCUCGCUAAGGACCAUAAGUUAGCAACAGCAAGGUUGCCGCUAGAUCGUUACCUGGAUAUGAGGACAAGGAAGGUGCUAACGAUAGAUCAGGUGUUUAGAAUAUUAUUAGGAGUGGCUGGGGGGGGAAGGUGGAGGGAGGUGUUGCUGUCUGUACUACCAGCUAGGAAGGGGGCCAAGGGGAAGGAGGAGGGGGAGGAGGAGGAGGAGGAGAAAGGUGAUGAUGUCGAGGAUGUAGAAGUAAAAAGAGAGAAGCCAAAAGAGGAGGAGGAGGAGGAGGAGAAAGGUAAUGAUAUCCAGAAUGAAAACAUGAAAAAAGAGAAGGAAGGGAAGGAGGAGGAGAAAGGUAAUGAUAUCCAGAAUGAAAACAUGAAAAGAGAGAAGAAGGAAGGGAAGGAGGAGGAGGAGGUGGAUCACAUAUUGCUAAAAUAAUAGAAUAGAAGAGAACUCUGCUGUAAAAAUCGAUGCCACAUACACGUUCAUACUUUGUGUUCCCCAAAGAAAAUACAGAAUAUGGUUUACCUAGUGUUUGUCUGUCCCAUCAUUACAAAUCUAGAAAACACCCUGAACCACAUGGAGAGCUCUGUAAAAACAUGUAUGAUCCUAUGUGAGAUUGGACAAGAGGGUAUUGAAUGAGGUGGUGAUGGGAAUGUGUGGUGUUGAGGAUGUGUUGAAUGUGCGCCUCAGAACCUCACACCAGGUAUUCGUUAUAUGCGAGGGUUACGUUCUGCAAAAAGCUCGCAUAAUGUGAAUUCGCAUAUCGAACCACGACACAUUUUCGAAGCCUCUAAAUAUUUAUUCCAGCACUGUUUCACAAUGAUAAAGCACCAAAGAUUGCUUCUGGGGAGACACACCCAAAGUUUACGAUUUAAGCUGAUAAUUAGCUACCUGAGGAUUAACUUUAGGAUCAGAGGGAGGAAAAGUUUAAUUAUAGGCGAGGAAAGUGCAGGGAAACAUUUGUACCCGCCGCCCUCUAGUGCGAUUCGGCCACCAUACCUCACCAACCAGUCACACACGCACCACUGCUCUCCUAAUAGCGAAUUUUUCUCGCAUAAAACGAAUACUUGGCACAUUUAGCUUAGUCGCAUAUGAGCGAAUUCGCAUAUUUUGAACUUGCAUAUAUCGAAUACCCGGUGUACUCAGUGCAUUGUACAAUCGUGUCUUGGUUUACGAACAAAAUAAUAAAAAUGGCUUGGCUUAUGAGUGGUGACUUGGUGUAUGAGCGUCCUGGUUGUACAAGUCAGAGAUGCGAACGUGUAGUAAAAUUACUUUUAUUACGUAUGAAAUAACAAUGAUUUUUGUUAAUAUUUUUUGUGAUAUGGAACACAUUAAUGGGAUUCACAUUAAUUUAAAUGGAGAAGUUUGCUUUGGUUUAUGAGGUUUUUUGGUUUGCGAGCAAAAUUCUGGAACAAAUUAAACCGUGGCAUAAUUGUAUUUGCUGAUUUCUGACCCAAAACCAUCGCCCCCAUACAGACUGUUAUUCAUCUUGAGUCAUUGUUAAAGCGUCCAUGACUGAUGUCUUCCUGCAGUAAUUAUUGGGCAGAAGCCAAAAAGUACAGUGUUCUGAGAGGCUUGGCAGCACCACAACAGGACUCAACAGGCUACUCAUCAAAAUUUGUUGACUACUUAAUUAUUAUAAGGCUUGGUAUAAAAAGAAUUGGAAGAAGGAAGGAAUGAUAUGAUGUGGGUGGGAGUUUAUGGAAAGGAGCAGAGCAUAGUAAGCAGGUGGAAGAGGAGGGAUUAGGAGCCCCUUGGAGCACAGCAGUAGAGGCCAUAAGAGAGGACAUGGGCUAGAAAACCUUCAAAGCAAGAAUUGUGGAAGGUUUACAUAAGUUAGCUCAAGGAAGAUGUAAAGCUAACAAAGAAAGAUGGGCAAAGAAAAUAAUACAGGGGUGGAAAAGGAGAGAAACGUAAUAAUAUCCAGAAUUAAAACAUGGAGAGAAGGAAGAGGAGGUGAAUCACAUAUUGCUAAAAGAAGAGAAGAGAACUCUGCUGUAAAAAUCAAUGCCACAUACACGUUCAUACCCUGUUUGCUUCCCCAAAGAAUAUACAGAAUACGGUUUACCCAGUGUUUGCCUGUCCCACCAUUAUAAGUCUAGACAACACCCUGAACCAUAUGGAGAGCUGAAAAUUUAACCUGGUAGCAGCAGGGAUCAUGUAUCUUAAUGGUCCCCCUAAGCGAGAAAAAUGAGAAAAAAUCACCUCACACAAACCAUUUCAAAAUAUAUAUCAAAGCAUUUGUAAUCACAUUAUGUAUCAUCUAUUUUGGGAGGUUUAAAUCACGGCACAAAAAUGGCCUGUCGCUGCUACACGGUAAAGCCACAAAUUUGGCCCGUCGCUGCUACACGGUAAAGCCACAAAUUUGGCCAGUCGCUGCUACACGGUAAAGCCACAAAUUUGGCCAGUCGCUGCUACACGGUAAAGCCACAAAUUUGGCCAGUCGCUGCUACACGGUAAAGCCACAAAUUUGGCCAGUCACUGCUACACGGUAAAGCCACAAAUUUGGCCAGUCGCUGCUACACGGUAAAGCCACAAAUUUGGCCAGUCGCUGCUACACGGUAAAGCCACAAAUUUGGCCAGUCACUGCUACAUGGUAAAGCCACAAAUUGGCCAGUCACUGCUACACGGUAAAGCCACAAAUUUGGCCAGUUGCUGCUACACGGUAAAGCCACAAAUUUGGCCAGUCACUGCUACACGGUAAAGCCACAAAUUUGGCCCAUCGCUGCUACUAGGUUAACGGUGACAGUUCUAGACAAAGAGGAAUGGAAUACGAGGAUAGAGGAGGACAACGCAGUAUGCUUGGCUGUUAAUGGUGUUAGGGCUGUGGAGAGACAAAAAUGAAAUGGGAAGAAUUGUUAAGCUAUUACAAAAGUGUUCCUGACAGUGCUGGGAAAAUAGGGCCGGCACUAAUUCUUCAAUAAAGAUCCAAAGAUUAAGACAGAAAAUAAGUCAUUCAAGAAAGGAAAUAAAAAAAUAUGAAAAUUUCAGUUCCAUAGUGUAUUAUAGUAAGGAAGGAUAAGGGCAAGAUAAAGAUAGAAGAUAAAUGAUUCAAGCAAGAAAAUAAAGAAAUAAAAGGUGAAAAUCAUAUAAUAAUUAAAAAUAAAGAUAGAAAUACAAGGAUAGAAGAUUAGAAAUGAGAGAAAAUAAGUGAUUCAAGCAUGAAAAUAAAGAAAUAAAAUGUAAA
Messenger RNA from Eriocheir sinensis (Chinese mitten crab), 4471 nucleotides. Its product is annotated as tRNA methyltransferase 10 homolog A-like. NCBI's taxonomy places the organism in Eukaryota, Metazoa, Arthropoda, Malacostraca, Decapoda, Varunidae. Gene Ontology annotation, cellular component: nucleus; nucleoplasm. Gene Ontology annotation, molecular function: tRNA binding. The record is from RefSeq and is a predicted model, not a curated record. The transcript is spliced from 2 exons. Bases 130 to 1719 code for a protein of 529 amino acids. Gene Ontology annotation, biological process: tRNA N1-guanine methylation.